AUGGAAUCUUCGAUGUACUACUACAUUUUGCUAUUCAUUUCCUUCCUUCUCCUGAAGAAAUAUUUGCAGAAAGCUAAUAGACUGCUCCCACCAAGCCCUGGUCUAUCUCUACCAGUUAUAGGUCAUCUCUACCUCCUCAAAAACCCCCUACAUAGAACACUUGCAAAGGUAGCCGAUAGAUCUGGUCCAAUUGUAUACAUCAAAUUUGGCUCUCGCCCUGUCAUUCUUGUAUCCUCCCCAUCUGCAGCUGAGGAAUGCUUCACAAAGCACGACGUCGCUUUUGCAAACCGUCCAAAGCUGCUUGCUGGAAAGUACCUUGGUUAUAACUAUACCACAAUUACCUGGGCUUCUUAUGGCUCUCACUGGCGCAACUUGAGACGCAUUGCUUCCAUUGAACUACUGUCAUCCAACCGCCUUCAGAUGCUUCAGGGCAUACGUGUAGAUGAAGUCCGGUCACUCAUUUGCAGGCUAUCUCGAGGGUCUAAUGGUGGUGAGUUUCAGAGUCUAGAGAUGAAGUCGAAAUUUUUUGAACUAACACUUAAUGUCAUGAUGAGGAUGAUUGCUGGGAAGAGAUACUACGGGGAGGAUAUAGCAGAAUCGAUAUCAGAUGAAGCCAAGCAGUUUCAGCAAAUUGUAGCAGAAACGUUUCAACUGAGUGGGGCUGGUAACGGUGCAGAUUUCUUACCAGUCCUGAACUAUGUGGGAGUAAGUAAGCUUGAGAAGAAGUUGAUAAUAUUGCAGAAAAAGAGGGAUAAGUUCUUGCAAGAUUUGAUCGAUCAACACAGACAAGAGCAGAGUGGCUCAACUUUGGAACACAGGAGCAAGACCAUGGUCGAUGUCAUGUUGUCACCGCAAGGAACUGAACCCGAAUACUAUAAUGAUGAAAUCAUAAGGGGCUUGAUGCAUGUCAUGUUAUCAGCAGGAACAGACACCACAGCUGGAACCAUGGAAUGGGCUCUAUCGCUCUUGCUCAACAACCCAGAAGCCCUUGCAAAGGCUCAGAAUGAAAUUGAUGAACAAAUUGGGCAAAGCAGGCUAGUUGAGGAAGCAGACCUUGCCAAGCUUCCCUAUCUUAGUUGCAUCAUAUAUGAGACCCUCAGAAUGUACCCAGCAGCCCCGCUUCUGCCUCCUCAUGAGGCAUCAGAAGACUGCACCGUAGGAGGCUUCCAUGUUCCACGUGGAACGAUGCUGUUGGUGAAUGCAUGGGCCAUACAGAAUGAUCCUGAGUUGUGGGCGAAGCCUGAGCAAUUUAAGCCGGAGAGGUUCCAAAAUGUACAAGGGGAAAGAGAUGGUUUCAAGUGGUUGCCAUUUGGGACAGGAAGGAGAGGAUGUCCUGGCGAAGGCUUAGCAACCCGGAUUGUAGGGCUGACCUUAGGGUCACUGAUUCAGUGCUUUGAGUGGGAGAGAAGUGGUGAGGAGAUGGUGGACAUGACUGAAGGGGCUGGACUUGCCAUGCCUAAAGCUCACCCUUUGCUAGCAAAAUGCAGGCCACGCCCAACAAUGCCGGCUUUAUUGUCUCAACUAUGAGAGGAUCUUAUCCCAGGCAUACAUACAGUGCUUGCAAAUGCUAUUAGA
Fragaria vesca subsp. vesca is the source of this 1575-nucleotide messenger RNA. Its product is annotated as isoflavone 2'-hydroxylase-like. The transcript is spliced from 2 exons. Bases 1 to 1527 code for a protein of 508 amino acids. NCBI's taxonomy places the organism in Eukaryota, Viridiplantae, Streptophyta, Magnoliopsida, Rosales, Rosaceae. Gene Ontology annotation, molecular function: heme binding; oxidoreductase activity, acting on paired donors, with incorporation or reduction of molecular oxygen; iron ion binding. The record is from RefSeq and is a predicted model, not a curated record.